Messenger RNA from Hermetia illucens (black soldier fly), 1142 nucleotides. RefSeq names its product mitochondrial 2-oxodicarboxylate carrier. Gene Ontology annotation, cellular component: mitochondrial inner membrane. The record is from RefSeq and is a predicted model, not a curated record. The transcript has 4 exons. NCBI's taxonomy places the organism in Eukaryota, Metazoa, Arthropoda, Insecta, Diptera, Stratiomyidae. Gene Ontology annotation, molecular function: ATP:ADP antiporter activity. Gene Ontology annotation, biological process: mitochondrial ADP transmembrane transport; mitochondrial ATP transmembrane transport. The coding region runs from base 147 to 1088 and encodes 313 amino acids.
ACCAGAGUAUCUGAAGCACACCCACAUUAGCAGGUCUAGCUGCGUGUGUUGAUAUUUUUCAAGAUUGCUCGAGUCAGUUGGAGCUUGGCCUUCCAAAAAAGAAUACGAACCGUGUUGAAUUCCUAGUGGCAUUAUAAAUAGAUAAAAUGGCAGAGCCAGAGAAAAAACAAAUUUCCUUUCUAAAAAGGGCUGCAAUGCAAGUCGCAGCUGGAGGAAGUGCUGGUUUCGUUGAAGUGUGCAUCAUGCAGCCACUGGAUGUCGUGAAAACUCGUCUGCAAUUGCAAAGCAAACCCCCAGCAGCAACCGCUGCAUCAGGUUCAGCAGCGUCUAAGGUUUAUUACAAAGGGGUAUUUGACUGUUUCGUAAAAAUGUACAAACACGAAGGCAUUUUAUCAUAUUGGAAAGGAAUUUUACCUCCUGUCAUGGUGGAAACUCCUAAACGAGCUUUAAAAUUCGUAUGCUUUGAACAGUAUAAACCCCUAUUCAUGUUUGGAUCGCCAACACCAACUCCCCUUACUUUCUCGCUUGCAGGUCUGGGUGCCGGCCUGACUGAAGCUAUAGUUGUAAAUCCAUUUGAGGUAGUGAAAGUUGCACAGCAAGCUGACCGAUCUCGCAUGAAAGAAGCACCAACUACCUGGGCCGUCACAAGGCGAAUAAUCAGAGAAGAAGGAUUUGGACUCCGUGGACUUAACAAAGGAGUAACUGCAACAAUGGGUCGAAACGGCGUAUUCAACAUGAUCUAUUUCGGUUUCUAUCACAGUGUCAAAAACAUUAUGCCCGCUUACGAAGAUAGUACAAUGGAAUUUUUACGAAAAGUCAUCCUAGGCUUCACAUCUGGCACUCUAGCAUCAAUUAUUAACAUUCCUUUCGAUGUUGCAAAGUCUAGGAUACAAGGACCUCAACCUAUCCCAGGACAAAGGAAAUAUCAUACAACUUUCCGUUCCAUUGUGCUCGUUGCGAAAGAGGAAGGUGUCGGAGCGCUUUAUAAGGGACUUGUGCCAAAAAUUAUGCGACUUGGUCCGGGUGGCGCAAUCAUGCUUCUAGUUUUCGAAUAUGCUUAUGAAUAUUUGGAACAUAGAUUCGCGUAAUAAGCCUGUGAUAAGGAAAUAAUAAAGAAAUGUUUUUUAUUUGCACAACUGAAA